UCCACAAAAAUCCUGAGUUAUCUGAAAAGUCUCGCUCAACUGAAAUUGAAUCGGUUAACCUCGUUACUGAUGAUAAAAUAUCUGAGCCUCAUCUUGAAACAGAAUUUGUUGAAAAACUAAAGCUCAAAGAUACAUCUGAAGAGCCUGUUUUCGGAAAAUUCGAUCUUAAAGGUGCAGAUCUCGAAAAGUUUGCUCAAAAACUGAACUUCGACCAAUUGCGAUACGGACCAUUAACGGACAAGGAUAUAGAGAAAUUUUACGGUACAUCAAAAUCUGAUCCAGUUUUAUUGCAUCUUAAUUCAUAUAACCUUUGUUAUCACUUCGCAGAAUUCGUCGGUCCUGAUUUUACUUGGCCCCCUACAAUGAGAACCGCCGAGCGCCGUCUCAUCUUUGAUUACAUCGCCCAUCCUGAAAACUGGUUCGAAGAAGGAGAAGGAGAAGAACUUGCCAAGAACACUAUUGCAUAUCGUCGCCUUAUCGAGUCUGGACAGCUUGAUCCAUCUAGGGGCAGUCAUAUCUUAAUCAUCAACGGAAAGGUGGUGCGCUAUGGACCAAAAAUAUCAGGAGAGGAAUACGAGGAACUCGCGACGAAAAAUCCAGGAAUGUUGUACGCGCCUAUUAUCGAAAAGGUGGUCCACGCAAAAUUCUCUUCCAUUCAAGAUGACACAAACAAGGAGUGGCAGGUGCACAUGCGGAUUCGGAACAAAGACAAACCCGAUAUUACAGCAACAUUGGCCAAUAUUGAGCGAGACAACUACCUUAAUUGCAAUUUUCGGCUAGUACUUGAUACUGGUUGCACUUACACAGUUGUCCCACAAUUGCUAAGGGCCAAGUUGCCAUCCCGUGCCGGUUGGAGUGCGAUUACUACCUAUCCUGUUGGCUAUGGUACCAACAGCAAAAUGAAUCAGGUUUCUGUGCCCUGGGAAGUCUCCUUAGGCGAUGGUGUGAAUUGGACGGACUGGAUUGAGACUGAGGAACUAUAUUCUUGGCAAAAGGUUGUUUCUGGCGAUGUUAGUUGUGGUCUGGUGGGGUUUGAUGUUCUAGACAACACUUAUCAGAUCAAAAUCCCAGGUCAACCGUACAUUUUUGUGACGGAUGACGACAGUACUAACCAAUUGCAACGAAUAUAUCAACAGCAACAACGGAUCUGA
Ambispora leptoticha is the source of this 1151-nucleotide messenger RNA. The record is from the annotation of a GenBank genome assembly. NCBI's taxonomy places the organism in Eukaryota, Fungi, Glomeromycota, Glomeromycetes, Archaeosporales, Ambisporaceae.